Molecule: messenger RNA, 2787 nt
Organism: Lolium rigidum
Lineage: Eukaryota; Viridiplantae; Streptophyta; Magnoliopsida; Poales; Poaceae
Product: mechanosensitive ion channel protein 4-like
Exons: 4
Coding region: 1-2787 (928 amino acids)
Biological process (GO): transmembrane transport; monoatomic anion transport
Cellular component (GO): plasma membrane
Molecular function (GO): mechanosensitive monoatomic ion channel activity
Source: RefSeq, a predicted model, not a curated record
AUGGAGCUCCCGCGGAAGGGCAGCAUCAAGUCGUAUGGCGGCGGCUCGAACCGGUCGUCCCGGUCGGCGUCCUUCGACUUCGACCAGGACCAGGAUCGCGAGCGCCGGGAGAUCGUCCUCAAGAUCAACGACGACGUCGGCCAGAGCUCCUUCUCCCUCAAAUCGGCCGCCCGGGGCGGCCCGGACGCCAGCUACGGCGCGAUCCCGGGGACUGGGUCGGGCGGGUCCAGCGCCCCGGCAUCGCCCACCGGGGCAGGCCACUUCAUCGAGUCCUUCAGCUUCAAGAACCGCCCGCCGGAGUCGCCACCGUCUCCCACCAGCGUCCAGGGGGAGUGUAGCGACGACCCGCCCAGCCGACUCAUCGGGAGCUUCCUGCGCAAGCAGGCGGCGGCGGGCGGUGAGGUGUCGCUUGACCCCGAGCUCGAGAUGGAGGAGAUGCGGCGGCUGCUGAAUGUCCCAGCGCCCAUCUCCCCGUCACGCGUCUCCUUUCAGCAGGACCCGCGGAAGCGGUUUGUCCCCUCGUCCACCACUGCGGGCUCGUCCUCCUCCUCCUCCGACGCCGGCGGUGGUGGCAACAGCCGGAAGAAGGCCCACGCGGGGGCAGGAGGCGACCCCGCUGAGGUGAUCCGCUGCACGUCAACGUCCACGGGCACCAACGCCGGCCUGCUCCCGCGAAGCAAGACGCGGUCCCGGCUCAUGGACCCGCCGCCGCCGUCCAGCGGCUCCACCACCGAUGGCAACGACCACCGCAAGUCCUUCGUCGGCGCGCCGCCCAAGUCCGGCCAGCUCCGUUCGGGGCUCAUCGCCAGGUCGGGCUUCCUCGGCAAGCCCGGCGGCGGGUUCGAACCGGAGGAGGACGACGACCCGUUCGUGGACGAGGGCCUCAACGCCGACUCCAAGCGCGACACGGUGGACUGCCUCAUCAUCCUCGAGUGGGUCGGCCUCGUCGUCAUCCUCGCCUCCCUCGUCUGCAGCCUCACCAUCCCGACCCUGGCCAGGAAGAAGCUCUCGGGCCUCCACCUCUGGAAGUGGGAGCUGCUGGUGUGCGUGCUCAUCUGCGGCCGCCUCGUCUCCGGCUGGAUCGUCCGCAUGGCCGUCUUCUUCGUCGAGCGCAACUUCCUCCUCAAGAAGAAGGUGCUCUACUUCGUCUACGGCGUGCGCCGCGCCGUGCGCAACGUGCUCUGGCUCGGCGUCGCCCUCGUCUCCUGGCACCUGCUCUUCGACAAGGACGCCCAGCGCGAGACGCACACCAUCGUCCUCCCCUACGUCACCAAGGUGCUGUGCUGCCUCCUCGUCGCCACCGUGAUCCGCCUCGUCAAGACGCUGCUGCUCAAGGUGCUCGCCUCCUCCUUCCACGUCUCCACCUUCUUCGACCGCAUCCAGGAAGCCCUCUUUAACCAGUACGUCAUCGAGACGCUCUCCGGCCCGCCACUCGUCGACGAGAGCCGCAUGCUCGCCGAGGUGGAGCGGCUGCAGAGCGCCGGGGCCACCAUGCCUACCGAGCUCCAGGCGGCGGCCAUGCCCACCCCCAAGCCUGCCGCCGCCUCUGGUCCCGUGCCGCCCAAGAGCGGCCGGCUCACGGCGGCGGCGUCCCGGCGUGGGGCCAGCAAGCAGCUGCAGAAGCAGAAAUCCGACCGACAUCUCGACGAAGGCUCCAUCACCAUUGACCAGCUCCACAGGCUCAGCCAGAAGAACAUCUCCGCCUGGAGCAUGAAGAGGCUCAUGAAGAUUGUCCGCUACGGGGCGCUCACCACCAUGGACGAGCAGAUCAAGCACGCCACGUGCGAGGAGGACGAGCUCGCCACGCAGAUACACAGCGAGUACGAGGCCAAGGUCGCAGCCAAGAGGAUUUUCCACAACGUCGCCAAACCUGGAUCCAAGCAUAUAUACCUAUCGGACUUGAUGCGCUUCAUGAGGCAGGAGGAGGCCCUCAAAGCCAUGGACCUCUUCGAAGGAGCGCAGGAGCAAAACAGGGUGAGCAAGAGGUCGCUCAAGAACUGGGUGGUGAACGCGUUCAGGGAGCGCAAGGCACUCGCCCUCACGCUCAACGACACCAAGACCGCCGUCAACAAGCUCCACCAGAUGGCCAACGUCGUCGUUGCGCUCAUUGUGCUUGCUCUCUGGCUCCUCAUCCUCGGCAUCACCACCACCCGCUUCUUCGUUGUCAUCAGCUCCCAGCUCCUCGUCGCCGUCUUCAUCUUCGGCAACACCCUUAAGACCAUCUUCGAGGCCAUCAUCUUCCUCUUCGUCAUGCAUCCUUUCGACGUCGGCGAUCGCUGCGAGGUCGAUAAUAUGCAGGUUGUCGUUGAGGAGAUGAACAUCAUGACCACUAUUUUCCUACGAUACGACAACCUCAAGGUUUACUAUCCCAACAGCAAGCUCGCCACCUUGCCUAUCAUGAACUAUUACAGGAGCCCGGACAUGGGAGAUGCCGUCGACUUCUCAGUUAACGUCGCUACACCGCCGGAGAAACUGGCCCUCAUGAAGGAAAGAAUGAUGCACUACCUUGACAACAAGAAGGAGCACUGGUACCCUGGCUCUAUGGUUGUGCUCCGCGACAUUGAUGACACAAACAGGCUGAAAAUAUCCAUAUGGUGCCGCCACACCAUCAACUUCCAGGACAUGGGGAUGAGGUUCGACCGGAGAGAGCUCAUUCUCCACGAGAUGAUGAAGAUCUUGAGAGAUCUUGACAUAGAAUACCGGAUGCUACCACUCGACAUAAAUGUUCGCACUGCCCCUCCGAUCCAUUCUGCUAGGAUGCCCACAACAUGGGCGUUGAAUUUUUGA